CACAUGCGCAGAACGCUUCUGAGGUCGCCGACACCGGUAGUGACGCAGACAUGGCGUGCGCUGCUGCCACUCGUCUGACGGCUCGCUGGUUAGCUUCAUCACUUUCUUCAGGCUCUUUAACUGGUCGUUUUCUUUUAGUAUCUGCUGGAAAUGGUGCAGUUUGUAAAGCAGCCGUGUGUCAGGCGUACCGGGGAGGGAUAGCUGUUAGCUUCAGCUCUUUCGCACGAGGAAAUGUUGUGACAUUGACAAGAGUGACAGGGGGGACGUGCCACCAUGGAACUCCCUGCCACUCUUUCCAUUCCAGCUCCAUGUUGGCAAAUAAACAGGACUUCUAUGAAAUAUUGGGUGUCUCCCGCAGUGCGUCACAGAAAGACAUUAAGAAGGCGUACUAUCAGUUGGCAAAAAAAUACCAUCCAGACACAAAUCCCAAUGACCCAGAGGCCAAAGAGAAGUUUGCCAAACUCGCUGAAGCCUAUGAGGUUCUGAGUGAUGAGUUAAAGAGGAAGCAGUAUGAUACAUAUGGAGCCGCCGGCUUCGAUCCACAGCGGGCCGGAGCUGGACAGCAGCAGUACUACAGGGCAGGAGGCUCCAGCAUCGACCCGGAGGAACUCUUCAGGAAGAUUUUUGGGGAGUUCUCAGGGGGCAUGGGCUUUGGAGACAUCCAUAAUAUGUUUGAUCAAAGGCCGGAGUAUAUGAUGGAGCUCACAUUCACUGAGGCUGCUAAAGGUGUGAAUAAGGAGCUGAGUGUGAACAUCGACGACAACUGUCCAAGGUGUGGUGGAAUAGGCAACGAGCCAGGCACCAAGGUGUCACUCUGUCACUACUGUAACGGCACCGGCAUGGAGACGAUCAGCACCGGCCCAUUCAUGAUGCGCAGCUCGUGCCGGCGAUGCAGAGGGAAAGGGUCCAUCAUAAACACUCCCUGUGCUCUCUGUCGAGGUUCUGGACAAACCAAAAAGAGGCACACAGUGGCUGUUCCUGUCCCAGCAGGGGUGGACAACGGUCAGACUGUGCGCAUGUCAGUUGGAACCAAAGAAAUCCUAAUUACCUUUAGAGUCCAAAAGAGCCCAGUGUUCAGACGGAAUGGAGCAGACAUCCACUCAGACGCGUUUAUCUCUAUAGCUCAGGCUAUUCUGGGAGGCACAGCAACAGCACCGGGGCUGUAUGAAACCAUCAGUAUAGUGAUUCCUGCUGGUUGUGAAGCGGAUCAGGUGAUUCGGCUGCAGGGCAAAGGGAUCCGGAGGAUGAACAGCUUCGGCUACGGAGAUCAUUAUGUUCACAUCAAGAUCAAAGUGCCCAAGAAAGUGACACAAAGGCAACGCUCUUUGUUACUGAGUUAUGCAGAAGAGGAGGCUGAUGUUCAAGGAACCAUCAAUGGAUUCAGUCCUUCAAAAGCAGGGGGCAGCAAACACCAAAGCUCAGGUGCAAAGUCAGAAGAAAAGCAGGAGCAGAAGGAGGAGGGAGGCUUCUUUUCCAAACUAAAGAAAAUGUUUAGCUAACACUUGACUGCAGAUUAAAGAAAAAAAUAAUAAAAAUGCACAAAGAAGAAGAAGGAGAAGUAAAUUCACCCUCUGAUCCUCCAUGCUGCAGAUAAUGAGCAAAGAAAGGACGGACAGCUGGACAUAUGUUGGAGUUAUAGGUCAUGUAGGGGAUGGUUUCACCUCCAUGUAAAAGACCUUGUGACCAUCAUCAUGUCUGCUUGAGGAACUAAAGAGCCAAACAGUCAUGAAAUAAAUAGUUUUCCUGCUUAAUGUAACCCCAGUUUUUGAGGUAAAUCUAUCAAAGUGAUACCUGGAGAUCUUAGAAAUGGGAGAAAAACACAGUCAAUAAUAACAGAUUUUUCUUAGAUAAAAA
Messenger RNA from Oryzias melastigma (Indian medaka), 1854 nucleotides. Its product is annotated as dnaJ homolog subfamily A member 3, mitochondrial. The record is from RefSeq and is a predicted model, not a curated record. NCBI's taxonomy places the organism in Eukaryota, Metazoa, Chordata, Actinopteri, Beloniformes, Adrianichthyidae. Gene Ontology annotation, cellular component: mitochondrion. The coding region runs from base 51 to 1499 and encodes 482 amino acids. The transcript has 12 exons. Gene Ontology annotation, biological process: negative regulation of apoptotic process; mitochondrion organization; response to heat. Gene Ontology annotation, molecular function: ATP binding; heat shock protein binding; protein kinase binding.